AUGUUUAUGUCGACGCGCCGACAAGUGGGGCUCUCCGUCUCGUCGACGUCUGCUUCUGCUCGAGUGGACUCGGCCCGAGGGAGGCUGAGUCCGGCUGGCUUCGGGCACGGCUCAGGUCUCAUCCUCGCCGAGCUCAAGACGAACCCACAGCCGGCAUACGCGCAACGGUCACGCAUGACUGCACACGACUCGGCCAAGCGUGAAAGCAAGUCCGUUGAGCCCAGCCGCCCACCGACCUGCUUUGGCCAGUCGGGCCCAUCAGCCGGGACUCGAACCCGAGCCCCACGGAUUCCUGAUAUCGGCCUCUCUCUCUUUCUCUUUGUCCCUCCACCUCACUCGUUUGCCAGCUCCGGCCGACGGAAUGAAAUGUUGAACCGCGAAGACUCGACUUUUCACUUGCAAGUUGAUCAGACGCGACUCGAAAACCCUCGCAGAAGUCCGGUUGCCGACCGUCGCCUCGAGGGUCCUACCGACCGGCCGGACUCAAACGCAAAACUCGAGGUCGACAUGAGACGACCGACGCUGCAGGCACGGGCUGGCAUGGGCCGGGCCCCUUUCAACACGAGCUACCCGACGGCAACAAUGGCGUCACGUGCGACAAACUAA
Messenger RNA from Protopolystoma xenopodis, 606 nucleotides. NCBI's taxonomy places the organism in Eukaryota, Metazoa, Platyhelminthes, Monogenea, Polystomatidea, Polystomatidae. The record is from the annotation of a GenBank genome assembly.